Molecule: messenger RNA, 1445 nt
Organism: Anthonomus grandis grandis
Lineage: Eukaryota; Metazoa; Arthropoda; Insecta; Coleoptera; Curculionidae
Exons: 1
Coding region: 72-1241 (389 amino acids)
Source: RefSeq, a predicted model, not a curated record
AGCUGUCAAACAGCUGAUCAUCAUAAACAAAUCAAAUUUUAUAAAAUGUAGAUAAAAAAAAAUUGAAGAAAAUGAAAAAAUAUCAGCGGCUUUUGCUAAUAAUCAUCUCCAUAAUCAGCUUAAGCCUUUUUCUGGUAUACAGACACCAAUAUAACCGUUUAAGACACGUCCUGGAAGUGUUUAAUUUCUUCGGAACUCCUUGUAAUAUUUCUGAGCUUCAUAGGAGCCCCGGAGUUCUAUUGGAGCAUGACUGGGGUCCACAGCCCGUUUGGCAAGAGGUGGAUAGUAAGGGUUUUAUCUAUAGUGCAUUCUUAGUGGAAAAUCACAAAGUUCAAGGACUGGGAGUAAGACAUGCCAGUGUGGCCAUUCCCAAGUCAUGUUUUCUAUUCUUUGAAGAUGAUCCUAAGCCUAUCAAAGGCAAGUUGGGGGUGUCUAAGGUAGCGGAAGAUAAAACUAGUGGGUUUUUAGUUUAUGUUUUUACAUGUGUAUUUGGUGACGCAGACAAUAGGAGUCCUUAUAGUGUUGCUUUUAAGAGCCAAAGUGGACCGAAGUAUGUGACUACAUUAGUGACAAAUGCUUUAGAUAAACGGGGGAUAUUCAACGGGACGAUUUGUGCGGCACCAGGUUUGUUUUCCAAGAAAAUGCUGUUAGAGUUUUUAAGUUUUCACAGUUUUAUGGGCAUUGAAAGUUUUAUAAUUUAUCAUGAACAAAAUCUGCCUCACAGGGUCUUGAAACUGUUAAAAAACUUCUCAAAUAACCUGAAUUUGUGGUUAACUUUUUACCCCUAUAACCUUCCAUUGUUCAUACCGAAACAGUUUACAAAAAUCCUGCUGGAAUAUGAUUGUCUGUUAAGAACAAAAAGUCAGUCUAAAUUUUCACUGGUUUUAAACCUAAAUGAGUAUAUAGUGCCUUCAGGGGACCAGAAAAAGCACAAAAACAUGCGGUUGCCAAUCAAACAGUUCUGCAUAAGCCAUGUGAGUAAAAACCGCCCGAUAGUGCUACAGAAUUAUGAAGUUUUAGACAAUCAUAGCUUUAAUGAAGUUGUUCAAUUAAAUGUAAAUAAUUUUAAUACUUCCAUGGGGAGCAACAUAAGGACCAUCUUUGAUAAUAACUGUGUGAUAUUUAGGUAUGAGAAGUGUGAAAAGGGGGCAAAAACCCUACCAGAUUUUUCCAUGAAGAGAUUCUCGACCGAUUUAACUAGAAGCACUUUGGUGCAACUCUUGAUUCAUGAUGAUGUUUAAUUGUGAUUUUUUUAAUUAAAGUUUGCUUAAAGAGGGGUUUGUAAAGCCUAUUUAAAUUUUGUUAUAUUUCAGAUUUAUGCUUAUACAUUUAUAUAAAUGCAGAUUUUAUAAAAGAUGUGAUAAUUUUCUGCUUUUUGUAAGGAUAUAUUUUAGGGCAUGUUAACUGAUAAAUGCUGUUGAAACAAUACAAGUUAUUUAUUUCAA